Molecule: messenger RNA, 2239 nt
Organism: Rhinichthys klamathensis goyatoka
Lineage: Eukaryota; Metazoa; Chordata; Actinopteri; Cypriniformes; Leuciscidae
Gene: rgs14b
Product: regulator of G protein signaling 14b
Exons: 16
Coding region: 129-1976 (615 amino acids)
Biological process (GO): signal transduction
Molecular function (GO): GTPase activator activity
Source: RefSeq, a predicted model, not a curated record
GACUUUUAUACCCAGCGGCGUUGUGUUUUAUGGUGUUUGCGCAGUGACACGUUGUUUCUGUGAACCAAGAAGUUCUAGCUCAGGUUUUGUGUAAGCUCACUGGUCUCCAGCACACAGCCAGCUUCAUCAUGGAGAUCUCUCUGUCUCACCACCAACAGAAACCAUCUGUCCAGUCAAGGGAAAAGAGGACCUUGAGUUUCAAUGAAAUCACUAGAGGGUUCUCAAACCUCGCUCGACGCAACUCUUUACGAAGGACUCUUGGGAGACACAACACCCUGUCAGACAGUCAGCCUCACAGCCUCAACAAGACACUGGCUGUUUCAGAUGGAGAACUGAAUGUGCUGGAGACCGAUGAGCGCACAGCGACGCAGUACUCCAGCAGUAACUCCAGUCUGCCCACCGUGCCCAGUGAAGGGACCAGAGGUGUGGGUCAGGUGGCCAGCUGGGCUGUCAGCUUCGAGAGGUUGCUGGAGGACCCCAUGGGCGUACGCUACUUUACGGCAUUUCUGAAAUCUGAGGUCAGCGCUGAGAACAUCUUAUUCUGGCUGGCGUGUGAAAAGUUUCGCAAGAUACCUGCAUAUCAAUCAGAGCAGCUCAAGAGAGAGGCGUUGUCAAUUUAUAACAGCUUCCUGUCCAGCAACGCUACUUCUCCCAUUAACAUAGAUGACAGGGUACGAGUCGAGGAGAAAGAUGUUCAAAACCCUCAUGCUGACAUCUUUCAAAAAGCCCAACAACAGAUCUUUAAACUGAUGAAGUUUGACAGCUACACUCGUUUCGUGCGCUCACAGCUCUAUCAAAGCUGCAUGCUAGCUAAUGUGGAGGGCAGGCCUCUGCCAGGACUGGACCCUCGUGGCAAACCCCUCACGUCAACGAAACACACCAGCAGCACUUCACCCAGAGAGCAAGUCAAGUUCGAUAAAACUAAGGAGAGGUUAAAGGCGAAGACAAGUACAGCAGAGGCUGAUGAUGUGGUAGAGAGAAGGAAGGUCAAUCUGCAAGGCAUUAUAGGAAGGGACAAACGCAAAGAGAAGAGAGGGUCCUGGGGAGAAUCACCUAUCAGCUUCAAGACUGGACUUGUGAAGAGUUCAGAGGUUGAGAAAUUAGUGGCACGCUCUGCAGACGGAGGGGUUGAUAAGUAUUGCUGUGUCUUCCUGCCCGAUGGUACGGCAUCUCUGACCCCGGCCCGACCUGGUGUCACCGUCCGCAAAAUGCUCACCGGCGUAUGUGAAAAAAGAGGCCUUCCUCUGUCAGACAUCAUUAUUUAUCUACAAGGCAAAGACAAACAACCGCUGUCAUUGGACCAGGACAGCUCUGUGCUGAAGGAUCAGCAGGUGUUUUUGGAACUGAGGGUCACAUUUGCGGUAAAGGUAGCAUUCGCAGGUAAGACGGUGGCUGUUGUGGUGAAAUCCAAUAAGACCCUGCAGGACGCCAUUGCGACGAUGCUUAACAAAUACCGCCUUAGGGCACAGGACGCCACUGUUACCAUGAGUGGAAGCGGACAGAUAAUAAGUAUGAACACAGCUGUCACCUCCCUGGCCAAUAAGACACUAAUUCUAGAUAAACGUGUUGAUCAAGCCAGCGGCUUAAAAGGGAGCUUCUCACCUCCUUCAUUACAAGAUCGGAGAGGUGCUGUGGAUGCGAACAUGUUCCCUCCAGGGAAUUCUCGAUCAAAUGCCCGACAGAGGAACCCUGGAUUGAGGAGAACCUAUGACAUGGAGGGUUUGGUGGAGUUGUUAAACCGAGCUCAGACCUGCAGUGCUGAUGAUCAGCGAGGUCUCCUGAAGAAAGAACAUCUAAUGCUGCCUCACUUCCUUCAGUUACCCCUGGAGGAGGCUGAGAACAACAGAUCGCUGGAGGAGUCCUGCUCCAGUAUGGGGUCUCUUGAAGUGGAUUCUCCUGCAGGACAAUCAGACACAUUAGGGGAGGGACCAUCUGAGAGCCAGUGCUCAAACCCAGCCCGAGAAACUGUGGUGUGAGCUUAAUGGACCUGUUACAUCCUUUGCUUCAAUGAUCAGUCACACUGGAACAUGACGAAUAGAGAAUAAUGUUUCAGGGAAGUGAAUGCGACGGUCUUUAUUGAUGGACACUUGUUUUUAGGAUUAUUCUUUUUUUGAUAAAAGCAGAUAGUACGAAAUAUUGUUUACAGUAGAUGUGAUUCUGCACAUGUUAAUGUCUAGCUGCUUGUAUUUAUUUCAAAUUGAUUCACAUAACAAAAAUACAUUAUAUCUGUUUUGAUGAA